GCCCGUAAGAGUCGAGACCCAUAACUUGUACGGUAAGAAAGAUGUCGAGCUUCGGUACGUAGGAGAGCUCAGCUUUAAAUCACGGGCCGACCGAGCCUGGGGAAAAAUUAGAAGCCAUGUAAAGUCUUAAUCAGGCCAGCAUUAUCUUUCGCCAAAAUUUCUCCGGAAUUCGUGAGAGAAUGCUGAACCUUCAGUGCACGAGAGAAAUCCGCAGAAACGAGAAGCAUAAUUGCGAAGCAAAAGAAGACGAAUUGGCGAGUCACGCGAAGCUGAAACAUUCUUCCGAAUCUUUGGCUGUCCUUCACGCCACAUACACACAGUUUCCAGAAGACUCAGAAACAGACCCAGAGCUUCUCGAGGCGGGAAAAUUCGACGAUUCACCGGAAAUAACUUCAGCAAUGUCCAAAGAACCGGAACAACCGCGGAAAGGCAGACACAGACGUUCGAAACGGGUCAGGUUUUCACAGUUCACCUCCAUUUCCCCGCUGGCAUUCGGGUAUCAACGACUGAGAGGAGCAUCUCAGUCCUAUCCAGGGCCACUGAAAUCGUCUCGGACGCUUAAGAAGGCCAUCGCAUGGAAACUGAGCUCGAAAAAGAGAGAUUCUGGCAAACAUGGCCUGCUUGGGAGGGAAUCAGCCACAGCCCAUAAGAUCGUCAGUGAAGAAUUCACUCCAAAGAGAAACGGAAGCCCAGACGGAUGCAUGCAAAUACACAGGGAUUUUUUGGAUGAACCUGUUCAACUGACAGGGAUGCCCGUGAAACACUCACCAGCCGUAGCUGACCUCAGUUCGAGAACAUCCUCACGAAAUUUCGGCGGCGACGGAGACUCGAAAUGGAAGCGAGCCAAAGAAUUAAUGAAAUCACUGAUCGCAGCCGGAUGCGGGUGUUUGCAGAAUCAAAGGAGUAAACCCGAAGACUGGGAAAUCCUUCAGGAAAUCGACUCGUCAUCGAGUCACUCGUCACAAGACGUCAAGCACCCGACGACAGCACUGUCAACGCCCACGAAAUGCAACGCAAGACGUCGCAUCAUCACCGUCGACUCCGGCAUUUGCAAAGCGACAGCGUCGAUCAUCACAAACUCACCGUCACCAGCAGCCGGCGACAAUAGGAUCAGCCGGAAUCCGAAGCCAUGAUACAACUCGAUAAAAAGAAAAGCGGAUUUCGCAAGUAAAACUCGGCGAUAUAAUUCCUUCCCAAUCCAACAGAACACGGAAAACGGGUUCUCCAUGGAUCACAUGUACUCUGGGAGAAAAAUAGCCAUCAACUAGGGAAGUGCACAACAAUUGUGGGGAGGGAACCGCCUCAGGGCAAGGCAACAACGAGAAAGAUCCACCUCAACAUCACGGAAACGGGUAAAAUAAAACCACGCAUCACAACGCUGAAAAUGUACUUCGCGUCACCAUUCGGUGCGAGGAAAUGUUGCCUCGAUUACUCAAUUUUCAAAUUUUCCUUCUCUGACGUGAUGAACGACAUAAAACGAAAACGCUGGAAUUCUUUCUAUUUUGGCAGAACAGAGGGUUCUGAGAAUA
Notodromas monacha is the source of this 1529-nucleotide messenger RNA. Lineage: Eukaryota; Metazoa; Arthropoda; Ostracoda; Podocopida; Cyprididae. The record is from the annotation of a GenBank genome assembly.